GUAUUGAUUGUCUGCACUCUAUCUUCAUCCACAGGAAGUAAAAUAGUUAUACAAACAGGCUAAAUUCAGAGUCAAAUCGUAACCUAUGCGUAAUGCAAGUAGAUGUUUGUAAUCUGUAGAGAUUGAAGUUUCAAGUAAUUUUCAGUUCGACGUCCAAUGAGGUACUGAUGAUCAUCGGAAGAAAAGGAAUGACAAUGAAAAAGACAGAUAAUUCAAGUCGGUGAAGAUGAUGUAGAGUUCUACCUCACCACACAAGGAGUCCUCAAGGUGUCAUCAUUCCAUUGAUGUUGUGCUGAUUGAUAGAAACAUGACCUGCUAAGAUGGUUAAGUGAGAGUUUCAUCAAGUCACCUACAGACUUACUACCCCACAAUCGGGGGCAGUGGUGAUCGUCAUAUUUAAACAGCUAGCACCUCCUCUACAGAGCUGGAGUGAUGCAAUCAUUGGGACAGACAAAGUAGCAUAGCCCUGACUGUGCUUAAGUGAGGAAUAUCACUUAGUCUAACCAGAAGAGGAAAGAAAGAGUUAAAAAUGACGACAUUAUCAGACAUUUCUCGUGAGAAUCUGACCACUUACAAGUUGGUUGUGGUAGGAGAUGGAGGCGUGGGCAAGAGUGCUAUCACGAUACAGUUCUUCCAGAAACUCUUUGUAGCAGACUAUGACCCCACCAUUGAAGACUCUUACAUUCAACAUACUGAGAUUGAUGGUGAUUGGUGUAUACUAGAUGUGUUGGAUACUGCUGGUCAAGAAGAGUUUUCUGCAAUGAGAGAGCAAUAUAUGAGGACUGGUGAUGGUUUCCUUCUCGUCUAUUCAGUCACUGAUAGAGCCAGCUAUGAGAACAUGAAAGCUUUUCAUACUCAGAUUCUCAGAGUCAAAGACAAAGACUCGUAUCCCAUGAUCCUUGUUGCCAACAAAGUGGACCUAGUACAUCAGAGGAAGGUAACGGAAGAAGAAGGCAAGAAUGUAGCUGCAGAAUUAGGGCCUAUUCCUUAUAUUGAAACAAGUGCAAAAGAUCCUCCUAAGAACAUUGACGCAGCCUUUCAUGAAGUAGUGAGGGUAAUCAGGAGACAGCCCGUGGACUCGAAUAAGAAAGAUAGAAAAAGGGAUAGGUGUAUUCUACUGUGAUAUGCUUGUAAACGCAGGGUGCCAAACGGCCUGUAAAGGAGAAUGGGAGUUUUUAAAACCAGGGUGCCAAUGGGCCUGUAAAGGAGAAUGGGAGUUUUUAAAACCAGGGUGCCAAUGGGCCUGGAAAGGUGAAUGGGAGUUUUUACAAAUAGGAUACCAGUGGACUGAUUCCUCCAAUCUCAUUGCUGGAAGAUGAAGCAGACUGUGAAGGACAAGGUAUAGAGGAGUCUGGAUGAUAUGUAAUGAGUGCUCUCUGUCUGUCUGUCUGUCUGUCUGUUUAGUGAAUCUGCAACUCAGAGAGUAGAACUUGUAGCUGAGCUCAUAUUAACUGCUGUUUUUGUAAAGAUCAACCAUUAUAUGCAAAUUCUUUUCUGAGAACAUCAGUAAGCAAUUGAUAUUGCGAAUUAUUCAUUUCUUGAUCUCAUGUUUCCCUCCAGUGGAUUAUUGUAUUGUAAUAACUGUAGGGAAUGAUGUAUGCCAAAGUUGAGUUUUUAAUUCAGAUUCUCAAGCAGAGAAAUAUGUACAAGUAUAUAUACAAUAACUCCAAUUUCUUGGAUGAAUUUCACAGAAUAUAUGAUAUCAUGCAUUGAAAUUUGUAUUUCAAUGGACAAUUUGUAGUACAUGUAUACAAGGUCAUGAUUUUUAAUAUACACUUUAGGAGUAUUUAUACAGCUCUUAUUUUAUCUUCAUUUAUGUAAUGGAUGAAUAUUUAUGACCAAUUAUUUUCAUUAUAAGUGCAUCUGAAAUUAUAGAUUACAAUCUUUGUGUCUAAUGUCUGCAUUUUAACAUUAACACAAAAUGCCAAAUAGGGUAUAUGGUAGGAAAUGUUGGCGAGUAUAUUUUCUUCCAACAUAUCUAAUACUGUGUGGGUUUAUAACAACAAAGUUAAAAGAUGAGGAUAUGUUAUACAUACUAUGUAAUGACUUACAUACAUGUAUACAUUUAUUUAUUGGAAUUGAUACAUGAUUGUGAUAUUCUCCUUUUGUUCUUAAAACCAUACUCCUUUAUUAUAUUUCAGACAUACUUGUAUUUUACAAUAUAUAUGUCAGAAAAUAAUGUGCACACUUUUUAAAUUGCUUAUUGUUUUAAGAUGGAGCUAUAAAAUAUGAAAUGAUUUGAACCUGAGUAACAGAAUCAUUCCUCCUGCGUUUUUGUGGGGUACCAUCUUUAAAUUUUGGUGAGUACGAUUUAUAUGUUUUUUUGAAUAUUGUAACUUCUUAUUUUGUAAUCUGUAAAACUGAAACAAUUCAGCUAUCUAGCUGCAAAGUUCUAUAACUCUUAAUUCUGAAAUGUUGUAUCUUACCAUUUAUGUUGGGCUGUUCUACAUGGUUGGCUGUACAGAGGUCAGUGUAUGGGAUAAUGUCAACUCCAUUUCUAUCAACUCCAGGCCACGCCUUGCUCUUACCCUUUUUAGAUAUGAAGUAUAUUGACAAUGUAGCCCUCGCACAUUACAACAUGUUUGUAAUUGAAGCAAAAAUGUGGUGUUAUAACAAAUUCUGGAUAACAUGAUUUAUAAAACCAUGAUUGAAUUGAUCAACCAACAAGUCAAUUUCAGAGACAUCCAAGUGGGAAAUAUUUAUCCUUCAAAUUGUGAAUAUGCCAUUGAUUUGUUUUGGAAGUGUUUGCAAUAUUAUAUCUAAGAUAAUAAAGGGCUGAAGUAAGUCUAUGAUGCUAUCAAGUGAUAAGAUAUUCCUUUCAAGAUACCCAAUAAAAUAUUUAAAAAACUUGUUGAUUAUCUAAGAUAUGUGUGUAACAUAUUAAUAUGCCAUUAAUUAUUAUAUCUUUAGUGAUUUUCAUAUGAAUUGAUGGUUACAAUAAUAGCAUCAAGUCUAAGAUGAACAUAUGUAUUAAGACAGAGGCAAGAAAACACCUGGCGUUGGCACGAAUGGAGUUUGACAUAAACACAUGCAAUUGAACCUUCUGCAGUCUGCCAUGAAGAGUUGUCCAACAAAAAUAGCACCAAAAGAAGCAGGAAGAAGUUCUAUUUGUAGCUCCAUCUUGCAACAAUGGGCAAAUUAUGAAGUGUGUAAUUUUUCUUUCUUGCUCUGUAUAAGUUGUUGAAGGGUCUGAUUGAAAGCUAUAUCUGAGAGGAUUAUAGGAGAUAAAUAGAGCUUUAAUAGUGACCUUAAUUUAACUCACAAUGUGGAGUACCGGUAGUAAGAAGACUGAAAUACUGAAUGGAAUUUGUUUUUAGUUUUUGUCUAUAAUUUAUCAAAACAGUAAAACAAAUAUUUGAUUAAUGGAUUUAAAGAGUUUUUAUUCUUUGUAGAAAGUUGGCUUUAAUGGAAAAAAAAAAAAAA
This is a messenger RNA of Strongylocentrotus purpuratus (purple sea urchin), 3423 nucleotides long. RefSeq names its product ras-related protein M-Ras. The transcript is spliced from 6 exons. Lineage: Eukaryota; Metazoa; Echinodermata; Echinoidea; Camarodonta; Strongylocentrotidae. Gene Ontology annotation, molecular function: GTP binding; GTPase activity; GDP binding. Bases 530 to 1123 code for a protein of 197 amino acids. Gene Ontology annotation, cellular component: plasma membrane. The record is from RefSeq and is a predicted model, not a curated record. Gene Ontology annotation, biological process: signal transduction.